Zonotrichia albicollis (white-throated sparrow) is the source of this 1357-nucleotide messenger RNA. Lineage: Eukaryota; Metazoa; Chordata; Aves; Passeriformes; Passerellidae. The record is from RefSeq and is a predicted model, not a curated record.
AUGCCUCUGGACAUAUCAGAGAAGCUGAAGGUGAAGCUUACCUGGUGGCUGAUAGGGGUGACUGCCCUGGGCUGGGCCACGUCCCCCCAUUUCCGCUGUGCCAACAUGCUCAUGGUGCCCAAGUUCCUGGGCAAGGAGGGUCGGCUCUACGUUCUCUCCUUUGUCUUCGCUGCCAUCUACAAUGGACCCGGGGCCAACCUCUGGUACAACCUGAUGGAGACGAAGCGCUCGAUGGAGUGCGUGGUGGAGCUACAGGUCAACCACACGGGACUCCUGUGGCACGCAUCUACAGCCCCCAUGCGCCAAGUCAUGGAUGAGCUGGUGAAGAGUGCGGAGACACUCAACGCCGAGACACACAACGUCUCUGAAGCCUUCAUGGAGCUGAACGAGCAGAUGGCCAGUGAUGAUGGCUAUGACCUGAAGCAACACCCUGAGAUGGGCAAAGAGUCCAGCACCCAGGAGAUCUAUGAGACAAAGACCAAACUUCGCUGUGAAACUAUGAUCCAGAUGGGCCUGCUGCGCUGCACAACCCACUUCCAGAAAAUGCACCAAAAAUGCAUGAAACGAGUGAAGUUGCCCCUCUUCAACCACCUCGUCUGCCUGCCCAUGCAGUUUGGGUUCCUCUGCCACACGGUCAAAUUCAUGAGGCACUGGUGUAAGGAGAAGAUCCCCGUGGAUGGCAACUUCGGGCACAUGUACGACCAGGUGAACGGCUCCGUCAACAGCCUCAGCCAGGAGUUCAGUGCCAGCAUUGCCUACAAGGAGGAGCACCAGAAGAUGCUGGUGGGCACCGAGGUGGCGGCGCAGAUGCGGGAGGACUUGACCUCGCAGCUGCGGCAGGAAGGCGCCCGCCUGGGCCUGGCUGUCUCCUUCUUCCGCCUGCUGCUGUCCUUCACCUUCCUCUUCGUCUUCAUCUCGGCUUUCAACUACACCUAUCAGUACUGUCACAAAAUCGGCUUUGACAACUGUUACAUCACCACCUAUUUCCACCAAAUCGAUGCCCGGCGCAGAGAGCAGAACAAGCAGACGUUGCUGCCCCUGCUCAAGGAGGAGGUCCCGUCUUUCAUCUUCCCGUGCAAGCUGGCCGUGCAGCGGCCUGAGCGGCGGCACAUGGUGAUGGAGCUGCUCAGGUGCAUCCCACUCCUGCUCUUCCUCCUCUUUGUCUGUGGCCUGGACCACUUCAUCUUCACCAUUCUCAGCGUCAUCCAGAAUCAUUCCUUCAUCGAGUAUUCCUACCAAGCCAGCCACCACUUGUCUGUGAACGUGAUGGGCACAUCCCUGAUGGCACAGCUGCUGCGGGGCACCAUCGGGGCCCUCAACACCUCCUUUGAAUCUGAAAUGGAGACCUCCAACCUGG